This is a messenger RNA of Daphnia magna, 2391 nucleotides long. RefSeq names its product probable ATP-dependent RNA helicase DDX27 (gene Rs1). The record is from RefSeq and is a predicted model, not a curated record. Gene Ontology annotation, molecular function: RNA helicase activity; ATP binding; nucleic acid binding. NCBI's taxonomy places the organism in Eukaryota, Metazoa, Arthropoda, Branchiopoda, Diplostraca, Daphniidae.
AAAAUGAUUUUGAAAUUAAGAAGAGCAUUUCUUCGGAAAGAAAAAAAUUAGUUGCCCGUAUUCACUUGCAGACGAAAUAUAUUUUAUAGUUGACUUCGGUGUGUGACAUUUAAAACAUGGAGGCUCCUAGUUGCACGUGGGACUUAGUGAAAACUAUUGAAUCUGACGAUGAAAACAUUCCCGUCUAUGAUUCAUCAUCUGAAAGUGAAGAAGAAUUUCAGCCCAAACAAUUAAAGAGGGAUGAAAUCAAGGCAAAAAGUAAAACAUUCAGCCAAGAAUUUGAGUUUAUUGGGAAUGCUGGGGACUACAAUGCAGAUCCGUGGAAAGACGACGUUCAGAAAUAUAUUAAACGGAAAGCUAAAAGCAAGACAGACGAUAAAAUUGCACAAGUUCUGAAAGAAAAAGCUCUUGAAGAAGAUGGAAGUGAACAAGAAAUGGAUGAUGAAGUUGAAGAAAAUUUGUUGUCUGAAGAUGAACUAACAAAGGACAAUGUGCGAGACAAAGAGCGUGACAAGAAAAGGAAGUUAAAAAAGAAGAAGUCAGGUGAAGAUGUUGAUCCAAACUUGGGAAUGGGAGAAGAUUUCUUUGAUGAUUCCUUGCUGUAUGAGCCAGCUCAGAGCUUUCAUGAAAUGAACCUGUCCCGACCAUUGAUGAAAGCCAUCGCAUCCAUGAACUUUGUCCAUCCAACCCCUAUUCAGUCAGCAUGCAUCCCUGUUGCUUUAUUAGGGAGAGAUAUCUGUGGUUGUGCAGCUACAGGAACUGGCAAAACUGCAGCUUUUAUGUUGCCAGUUUUGGAGAGGCUAAUGUAUCGUCCCAAGAUAUCAGCUACCACUCGUGUUCUAGUUCUUGUCCCCACCAGAGAGUUGGGAGUUCAGGUCUACCAAGUGUCAAAGCAACUAUCACAGUUUACAAACAUUCAAAUAGGGCUCUCGAUUGGUGGUCUCGAUUUAAAAGUGCAAGAAAAAGUUCUUCGCGGUAAUCCAGAUGUCGUAAUCGCCACGCCUGGCCGUUUGAUUGAUCAUUUACGCAACACUCCAUCCUUCAGUCUUGAAGCCAUUGACGUAUUAAUUUUAGAUGAAGCUGAUCGGAUGUUGGAUGAAUUUUUCAUUGAGCAAGUCAAAGAAAUUAUAAUGCAGUGCGGUCGUAAGCGGCAAACCAUGCUUUUCUCUGCCACUAUGAGUAACGAAGUCCGAGAUUUGGCCGCAGUAUCACUAAAUAAGCCCAUCAAGGUGUUUGUUAACAAUAAUCGAGACGUAGCAUUCAAUUUGAGACAAGAGUUUGUUCGAAUCAGGCCAAAUCAUGAAGGUGACAGAGAAGCAAUCUUGUGCGCACUAGUAUGUCGUACAUUCCGUCAUCACUGUAUGGUGUUUGUUCAAACCAAAAUGCUCUGUCACAGACUUCACGUUCAGCUUGGGUUGCUAGGAAUAAGAGUGGGGGAACUUCACGGUAACCUCUCGCAACCCCAACGCUUGGAAGCUCUUAGAAAGUUUAAGGAGGAAGACAUAGAUAUUUUGGUUUCCACAGAUGUUGCAGCUCGUGGUUUAGAUAUCCCUGGGGUGCAGACAGUCAUUAAUUAUACGAUGCCUCCAACCAUAGAACGCUAUAUCCAUCGAGUUGGGCGUACUGCCCGUGCCGGACGGAGCGGCGUCUCUGUAUCGCUCGCCGGAGAAGGAGAACGAAAGGUUGUUAAGGAGAUCGUCAAAAGGGCCAAUAACCCUGUCAAAUCACGCUUGAUUCCAAACGAGAUUUUAGCAAAAUAUAAAAAAAAGUUGGCGCUCAUUGAACCCGACGUGGAAAGCAUUAUAACGGAGGAAAAAUCAGAAAGUCAGCUUUCAGCAAUGGAAAAUCAAAUAAAUCGCGCUGAAAAAAUGGUCAAGGUUAAAGAAGAGCCAGCUGCACCAAGCGUUCUGUGGUUCCAGACUCAUCAAGAGCGUUUAGACGAAAAGAAUCGAUUUAAAUUGUCAGCUGAUGGGGAUACCACAGAGCAACGGGGAAAGCCUAAAAAAAAGAAAGGAGAAAAUCAGAAGAUAAAACGUAAUGAGCGGAAGAAAGAACAGAAGAAGACCAAGAAAAAAGGUGAAAUGACAGCAGAAGAGCGAACCCAAUUGGAACUGAAGAAGGUCAUGCUCAUGCAAGCACGUGCAGCAAAGAGAAUAAGUAAACCUAAGAGCAUGCGAUCCACUAAUGACGUCAGUGACACCAGGGCUGUCAAGGCACAAGUAGCCAAAAAGUCCAAUUCGGCAUUCGCUGCAGAUUUAACUGACACGAGCCAGAGGUCGGUGAAAAGACUUCGGUAUCAAUCAAAUGUUCAAAAUCGACAGACAAAAUCGAGGAAAACAAAAAAAUGAAAUGGUAUUGAUAAUUUUUAAAGGAAUACAAUUUCUCAAGUUA